Messenger RNA from Paecilomyces variotii, 545 nucleotides. RefSeq lists its product as hypothetical. The transcript is spliced from 3 exons. NCBI's taxonomy places the organism in Eukaryota, Fungi, Ascomycota, Eurotiomycetes, Eurotiales, Thermoascaceae. The record is from RefSeq and is a predicted model, not a curated record. Bases 82 to 417 code for a protein of 111 amino acids.
UCCCCAGAUAACGCCCAAGACACAUCCUAACAGGAUACUCUUCAUCUCUUUACCAAAUCAACAUAGAUAGUCUUCGCGACGAUGUCGACCCCCGGAAAACCCGGAAAACCCUACAUCUCCAACGGACAAGUCCUAGAAAGUCCUCCGCUCACUACUCGCAUUAUCCGUUGGAUCGAUGAUGUCUACUUCUUCUUCGGACUGUAUUUCGUGACGUUGUUUUCGCUUGAUCCCCUGAAAGCAGCAGAGGAGUCGAAAUUCAAUAUUCGAAGAUCAGGCAAUUCCUACAAUAACAGACCGCGAUGGGGUGGUAGUUCUGGAGGAGGCGGUCCCGGCGGUCCUGGUGGUGGCGGUGGUGGUCCCAGGAGAAUUGGAAGAGUUGAUGAUAUCAGAGGCCCUGAGUGCAAGAGCUGUGGAUAAGAGGGAAAUGCAACUAUUAUGUGGCAUGUUGGGGAUACUGCGGGGGUUUGAUCUUUCCAUGCGAAAGGCUACGUUACGGAUACCAUGCGUUUAGUUAUUAUAAAUUGUCCUAUUUGAUUCUUUCUACU